Molecule: messenger RNA, 4194 nt
Organism: Xenopus laevis (African clawed frog)
Lineage: Eukaryota; Metazoa; Chordata; Amphibia; Anura; Pipidae
Gene: proser2.L
Product: proline and serine rich 2 L homeolog
Exons: 4
Coding region: 240-2267 (675 amino acids)
Source: RefSeq, a predicted model, not a curated record
AAAUGAACAUUCCUACAGUCUCUCCUCCCCACUCCAGCUAGUUACUCUUCACUCUACAAGUCACAGUGAGACACCUGAAGCAUUCACCUGUGUCAUUCCUCCUCAGUGACACUGGCAACUGAUACUGAGGCGCCCUCACAGCACAGAGCUCAGCACAGACUAUGAUUUAUGGUUGUAAACAUUUUACAAGCCAGCCUUCUCUUCUUGAGGACUAGUUGCAGAAGCUCUUUUUUUGAAAAAUGCCAAGCAACCUUAUAAAACUGAGCUCCUCAGAAAUGGAACCUGACUUUCACAGCCGCAGGUUCAGCGACUCUGAAAGAAGCGGAAGUUUCGAUAGUCAGGGAAGUCUUCGUUCCAGAUCUCGAAGUUCUAACUUGGAUCAUGAGAACCUCAAAUAUUUAACCAGUGAAGAGAAAAAUGCCCUCCUAUUUUUUGAGGAAACCUUAGAUGCCUUUGAGGAUGAUAUAGAAGAGCCACCAGUUUCCCAGGAUAAUAAUUGUGGAUACAACACUUCAAUAUCAACAGAUGGAAGUCACUCAGAAAAUGACGAAAUCAUAGACCUAGUUCAGGCUGAAGAAAACCUAGAACUGCACGCUCUGCCAAAUACAAGAGAUAUACAGGAAUCUCAAGAUGAAAAGCAGACACAACUGAACACAAGUGUUCCAGUGACUCCAGUAAUUCAUACAGCUUCACCUGUUCCUAUCCCAGCAAUGGCUUCUCCCAGGGAAAAGGAAAUAUUAUAUCCUGAAUUUCAUAUAGAACACAAAAAACUUCUUGGUGCUAUCCCAACUCCUGUUGUAAUAGCUAAAAAGAUUUCAGAGAAAAAUACAGAAAAUUUCAAUCCCUCGCCAUUGUCACUGAGUGAGGGGAAGCCAAAUGAAUUAAAAAGGAGUGUGGGAACAUCACCUAUUCAUGAAGGACAUUUCAACUUUACUGGCCCAAACUCUAAACCCAAUCAUUUCCCAAACAACAUAAGUGUCAAACAAGUUGGAAAACAAUAUAACAAAACCAUUGCCAAGGCAGCUGUCAAUGUACAAGAGCGAAAGGCUAAAGUUUUGGCCAACAUCAAUGGAACGUCUUUGCAUGAUGAUGACACAGAUAGUAGAGUCAAUUAUGAACAGCUAAGCAGGAAGACGUCAUUUCGGGAUGUGACAACUGAACAAGCUAGGUAUGAGGCCCUGACCAAAUUAGGCCUAGUUAAAGAAACAACAGUACAGGCUGGAAUCCAAACACCUACAUCUACAGUCUCAAAUGGUUCUAUGUCUCCUAAAUUCUUACCACAAGACUCUCACAAGAGAUAUUCAAAUGAAUCCCAGUAUAUAAGUAAUAACAUAAUGAAUGAGCCUAUUCCCUUUGGGCAUAGUAAGAGCUUACCUCAAGACUCUCCCAAAAGAUAUGUUAAUGAAAAUCAAAAUAUCAGCACUGUAAAGAGUGAGCCUAGUCAACUUGAACUUUCCAAAAGCUUACUGCAUGAGUCCACAAGAUUAUCCAUUGAAAAAUCAAAUACCAGCAAUAUCUUAAAAGCUGAUCCAAGUCUCCCUUCGUCACCCAAAAGCUUACCAUAUGAAUAUCCCAGGAGAUAUUUCAAUGAGUAUCAAAGUAUUAGCAGUAACUUAAAAAGUGGGCCUACACCUCCCAGGAAUUUAGCUCAUGACAUUCCCAGAGCAUAUUCAAAUGAAAACCAAAAUGGCAGUAGCUUAAAAAGUGGGCCUUUACCCUGUACAUCUCCCAAGAGUUUACAGCAUGAAGCUCCCAGAAGCUAUUCAAACGAUAAUCAAAAUAUCAGCAGUAGUAUAAAAAGUGAGACUAAUGCAUAUGUACCUCCGAGGAGUUCCCCUCAUGAAGCUCCCAGAAGAUAUAAGAAUGAAAAUCAAAAUAUCAUCAAUAACUCAAAAAGGGAGACUAGUUCCUCUAUACCGCCCAACUUCCCUCCAGAAUCUAACAGAAAAUUUCCCAAUGACCAUCAAAGUAUCAGUAAUAUUUUAAAGAGUGAGCCAAGCCCUUUUGUACCCUUAGGGAAAACUGUUAUUUUUAAAGGUGAAGCACUAUCUCCAGAAAAGAAAAUACAACCUAUUGCUGCUCAGGACAAUAAUGAUCAGAAACAAUCAAUUCCUCACCAGGACAUUAGAAGAACUUACUCUAUGCCAAGACCUUCUGGGUUCAGGCCUCAGGGUAUUACAGUGCAGUUCUCAGGACGUGAUGCAUCUGAGGAGACGCGAAAGGAUGCUCUACGUAAACUUGGACUCCUGAAAGAGAAGUCAUUCUGAAACUGUGAAUCAAAUGUUCAACAUAGCAGGACUUAGCAGGCACUCUCCAGAAAAUCAAUGGGUUUGGUUUGAGUGUUAUAUCUGGUAGGAUUAUGUAUAAUCACGUUUCUCUCCUUGCUCUUCAGUUUGAAGGAGGAGUUUUAGAAUAAUAGAACAAUAAAAUCAAAGGCAGUGGCUGAAAAUGUAGCAUAGUAUUGGGGUGCAAAAGCAAUAUAUUUUUGUAUUGGUAUGUUUUUACUUAAUGACAACAAAAAUAUGACAAACGUGUGCAAGAUACACUGCAUUACAUCCAAAUGUAUGUGUAUACUGGGGACCUUCCUACUGAUCCAUUACUUGUCAAUCAAAACGUAAUCGAUACAAUACACAUUUAUUGUACUAUUUUGCAGGGGGUGCAAUUAGAAGGGACAAUUAUAUUUCAAAGAAUAAUGCUGUGAUUAUAAAAAUAUGUUAAUAUAAGGUAUGUUUAUUUGUAGCCAACUUGUACAUAAAAUAUUUUUACGCAUAUAUUAUAUUUUGUAAGCUAGUGACUGAGAACACUGUAACCCCCAGAACUUUUCCAACAACUUUCCAGAUUUCCUUUUUGAGUAUUUGCACUGCACUUAUAUUGGGGUUGAUUUAUUCAUUAAAAAAAUCUGAGAUAUUGUUUUGUGUUGGGUAAUAUUACCCAAAAAUACUUUUGUUCCUGCUGUCAGGCUGCACUUUUAAUUGUAUGUUUGAUUGUUUUAUAAGGAAAGCUUCUUGGUUUUCAUUUUAUUUGAAUGAUGAUUGAGAUGCCACUGGUGCGUGACAAUGCAGAUACCUGAAUGUAUUUGCUGCACUACUGACUACACUGCAGUAAACAGAUGCUAUAGGGCUGUUCUGAAAGAUUUUUUUUUUAUGGAUAUUGCAAGACCAACUAUGAUGUCAUAGCUUGGCAGCAUAAAGGGUAAACAAUGUUUGCCAAAAUAGACUUAAAGGGGCAAGCAUGCAGAUGUGAAACUACAGGUUUCUGUACAAAAUGAUUGGAAGGUUUUUGCACUGUAAUCAUAUUAGUAUAUAAUGCAAUAUCAAACCUAAUAGUCACCCAGUCUACCUCUGAUCUUCAGUUACUAGGUUUUAAUCAUGAUAUAAUAUCCACAUCCAUCCUGUACGAUAUUUAAUCUAAGACGCAAAGAAAGACGACCUAUCUACAGCUGAAUGUGCUUUUAAAGAUUUAAUAAUACUAUUUAUAAUAUCCAAUGAAGAUAUACAUUUGUUCCUUCACAAAUUAAGAGCCAAAUACAGACUGUAAUAUACGUUGCACUACUAUACAAUGACAUAACCAGGGGUUCAGAGGCAACAGUAGUUAACCAUUGCUCAUUCUACCUCAAUCCUACCUUUUCUUUUCCUGGUAUAUAUAAUAUACUAAUCUUUUUAUUAGGAUUAAUAUGCUCCCUGAUGCAAAUGAAAUGGCCCUUAUAGUCUUCUGCAGUGGGCUACCAGUCCAUCUGAUCACCUAAACAUAACCUAGCUUGCAGACUGUUUUCUCUUUUUAUCUUCCCUUUGGGUAUAAAUCCCUUGCAUUCAAGAUCAUUUAUCCAAUUUAAUAAUUGCUCUACUGCAGUGAUUUUUCUAGAAACACUGUGAGAUCUAGUCACUGAGACACUGAGAUUUACAACAUAUAACUCCGCAAAUAAACUGGCCUUUGGGCUGGUCCCCAGAUCUACCCUAACUGCCACUCUCCAGUUAAUGUAUAUAAAUGUCACACGUUCAAACAGAAUGAGGGUAAGUGGGCAAAUCUGAUUCUUAACACAAAAUUAGAAAUGAGAAAUCACCUAGGAAACCAACACCAAGAAUUGAAUUAAAAUGUACAAGAUGAUUUGUAUUUAUAUUUGUGAUGUAACUGUUAUAUAAUACUGUCUGUUACAAUAACUAUUUAUGUUCAUAUUAAUAAAUACCAUGUAUCGUA